Molecule: messenger RNA, 2023 nt
Organism: Oryzias latipes (Japanese medaka)
Lineage: Eukaryota; Metazoa; Chordata; Actinopteri; Beloniformes; Adrianichthyidae
Product: ras-related protein Rab-8A
Molecular function (GO): GTP binding; GTPase activity
Source: RefSeq, a predicted model, not a curated record
CGUUUAACACCUUCCGUCAUUACCGGGCGGGAUUUCCGCAUCUAUGUCAAGUAUGGCGAAAACAUACGACUAUUUGUUUAAAUUACUGCUAAUCGGAGACUCUGGAGUUGGAAAGACCUGUAUCCUGUUCAGGUUUUCAGAGGAUGCGUUUAAUUCUACGUUUAUAUCAACAAUAGGUAUUGAUUUCAAGAUUAGGACGAUAGAGCUCGACGGCAAAAAGAUAAAGUUACAAAUAUGGGACACGGCCGGUCAGGAGCGUUUCCGGACCAUCACCACUGCUUACUACAGAGGAGCCAUGGGCAUCAUGCUUGUCUACGACAUCACAAACGAGAAGUCUUUUGAUAACAUUAAGAACUGGAUAAGGAACAUUGAAGAACACGCCUCAUCCGACGUGGAGAAGAUGGUUCUGGGCAACAAAUGUGACAUCAACGACAAGAGGCAGGUGACCAAAAUGGGAGGAGAAAAGCUUGCAUUGGAGUAUGGGAUCAAGUUUAUGGAAACGAGUGCAAAAUCCAACAUUAAUGUUGAAAACGCGUUUUUGACGCUAGCCAGAGACAUCAAAACAAAAAUGGACUCUAAACUGGAGGGCAACGCGCCACAGGGAAGCAGUCACGGUGUGAAAAUAUCGGAGCCUCAGAAGAAGACCAGCUUCUUCCGCUGCAGUCUGCUCUGAGGAGCAGAGCUCUGGUUCUGGGCGUCUACAGACUCUUCCUUCCUCUUUCCUCCUCUUCCAUGGCCUUUUCCUCAGACAGCACGGACCACUAUGGUCAGGCGGGGAGGACACCUGGUCUCCAGAGCUUCCACGAGUCUUUCUUCCACUCAGGAGUUUGGAUGUCUUCAUGGAUCAGAGCUGGUGAAACUGGGACCUUUGACUUCACGCAGAGUUAAGUUUGCACAACUGAGGAUGAGGAUCUGUAAAUUAUUGUAACUGUUUUCAAUACAAAUGAACAUUUACUUACAUUUCAAGAGUUUUUUCUUCCUCUUUCAUACGAGCACUGUAGCCACAUUUCAUUUUCACUUCUCAGAGUCAUAUCAGCCGUCAGCGACCGUAGAAAAGCUUGGUGUUUGCUCGUCCCCGGCCCGCCGCUGGACUACCUUUCAGAUCCAGAGAGCAGUUCUGCUACAGGACGGUGACCGUCCUGUAGCAGAACUCUAGCUAACGUCGUUUAACCUGUGCUCUUAUUGUGCGGCUGUUCUGGAAAAUCGCUGAUGGCGGUUUUUCAAGCCUCGUCAUGAAAACCGUUUCCCGUGUUUGUGGGAAAGUUCAGGUCCGAGGAGCGCCUCGCGUCUGCGCCGUCUGACGGGACGACGUCCGGCCUGACCUCCACGUCUGUGGUGUGACAGGCUCCUCCCUCCACGCAGCUUCCUGUGCACUUUAGCAGUAAAAGCCUUUGACGUGUGUGUAGUUUGGUCCUUUAAUAGACGUUUGUCUGACUCUAAAUGACCUGCUCUGUUCCACCAUCAGUUCCUGUGAUGACUCACAUGUUCAAACAUGUUUCCCUGUAAUCACGUAUGUUGAUGCAGUAUGUAAGCAUGAAGGACAUCUCUCAAAGUGACGGUUGACCGACGUUCAGCUUCAUGUCUGUGAAAUGUCAUGUUUUCCCUCCUCUUUCAGAACAAAAAGUCACCUUUCAUUUAAAUUGUGUGUCUUAACUUUCACGUGUUGCUGGUUUGUGUUGUGUGAUUGCUGAGGAGUGUGUAUGUUAAUGUUCCUCCAGAUGAAUGUCUGUCUGUUUUUGGGGUCAUCCUGAGGGCGUCGUGUUCUCCGGUCAGAGUCGAGCCGCAGCUUUAGGACGCGGCACGUUUCCAACAUCCAUGCGUCCCCAUUGUGAACAUAUCUCCACACGCGUGUCAUUGCUUCAUAGACUGAACAUGAUCAUCUGCUUUGCUUCUGUGUAACACGAGGAGAGUUUGGGUCAGAGACUGUAAAUAUGUCCCAACACACCAUGUUCUGUCUCAACCCGUCUAGAAUGGAUCUACGCUCUGUACAGACGUGUACUUUUGCUUUAUUAAAAGAAGAAGA